AUGAAGCGUCCUGUCAUACCUACAUUAAUGACGUCUCAGAAGCGACCGAGUACAUUUUUGCAGGACAAGAUGUUGGAAUUGCACACCAGCCCAAAGGUCAUGAAAAUCAACGGCCGACUAAAUCCCGAGGAGCAAUCUGAGGAAGUGUAUCGCGUCCCGUGCCUAAACUGUCCUUGUAACUGCACAGAUCAAGCUGAACCCAUGCCCGGGGUGCGCAUGCGUGCGCAUAAUCCGGCUGUGCGACAGGGCAAGGAAUUAUCGCAAGUGGCUAGCCACGCCUACGCAAUGGGUCGCGAGGUCAAUUUAGUAACCGUCAAGAUAAUCGCCAACGCCGGAAGUAAGACAAGUAGCGAAUUGAUUGAAGCCUCUGCCUGGGAUGAGAACUCAGUCAAUCGAUGUAUCGAUCUGGCGCAGAGUCCUGUGCAGUCGCCUUCGGACUGGCGUCCUUGA
This is a messenger RNA of Spirometra erinaceieuropaei, 450 nucleotides long. Lineage: Eukaryota; Metazoa; Platyhelminthes; Cestoda; Diphyllobothriidea; Diphyllobothriidae. The record is from the annotation of a GenBank genome assembly.